AUGGCAGCACGUCUGUCCGAGGUCAAUGCCGUCAACAUGAACAAAAACACGUCGUCCGACGACGUGAUGCUCGAAAAGGGCCUGCUCGACUCGCAGGAGCCAGAGCCAGCGUCAACUUGGUUGGAGCAAGUCAAAGAACGCUAUGAAGACUUUAUCAGCCCCUCCGCCUGGUUCAGCGGCCACCGGCCCAAGAAACCGCUGCACCGCACGGCCUACCUUGACGGCCUGCGUGGAUUUGCCGCUCUGCUCGUCUACGUGUUGCACCACCAAGUCUGGGGCCACGCGGGCAUCGGCGGUGAAUUCAUCCUCGAAAACGCCUAUGGCUGGGACAAACAGUUCUAUUUCAUCUGCAUACCCGGCAUCCGCGUCUUGUUUUCCGGCGGCCAUUUGGCGGUGGCCGUCUUCUUCGUCAUCUCCGGCUACGUCUUGUCCGCGAAACCCAUGAGUCUGAUCCAAGCGGGCGAGACGACCCAGGUGGCCGACAAUCUCGGCUCAGCCUUGUUCCGCCGCUGGGCCCGGCUGUAUCUGCCCGUCAUUGCCACCACGUUCGUCUGGAUGACUUCGUGGCACCUGUUCGGGCUCAGGUCGCUCUCGCCAGGCGCCUAUGAGCCGGAGAAGAAGUACAUUGACGAGGUGUGGAAGUGGUACUCCGAAAUCAAGAACUACAGCUUUGUGUUCCAUGAGGACCCGGCGUUCGGGUACAAUGACCACACCUGGUCGAUCGCGCUGGAAUUCAAGGGCUCCAUUGUCAUCUAUACAUGCCUCAUGGCCUUCGCUCGACUCAGCAGGAACGCCCGCUUGUGCUGUGAAGCCGGAUUGGUCUUCUACUUCCUCUACAUCGUGGAUGGCUGGUUCUGCAGCCUGUUCGCCAUGGGCAUGCUGCUCUGCGAUCUGGACUUGCUGGCCAUCAGGAACGAACUGCCGUCCUUCUUCAAGCAGCUGGAGCCCUUCAAAGACGCCAUCUACUACACUCUGCUGUGCAUCGCUUUGUACCUUGGAGGCGUGCCCUCCAUUACCGGCGACCUCGACCACCUCCGAAAGUCGCCUGGCUGGUACUACCUGUCGUUCUUGAAGCCGCAGGCGGUGUUCGAUCCUCGAUGGUUCUACCGCUUCUGGGCCGCCACAUUCAUCGUAGCUGCGGUGCCUCGAAUCAAGAGUCUCAAGGCCUUUUUCGAGACCAACUUCUGCCAAUACCUCGGCAGAGUCUCUUUCGGACUGUACCUGGUCCACGGACCGGUGCUGUGGUCGCUUGGCGAUCGAGUCUAUGCCGCGACAGGCCGCAUUCGGGACGCCCAUGCGGAACUUGUACCUGCGUGGAUCAAUUUGUGCCCGUUCCCGAGCUGGGGUCCGUUUGGCUUGGAAGUCAAUUUUAUCAUGGCACAUGUGGUGUUACUGCCGGUCACGCUCUGGUUGGCCGAGAUCGUCACCAAAGUCAUUGACGGACCUACCGUGAACUUUGCACAAUGGAUGUACAAAAGAGCUCGCGGCGUGAGCGAAAAGCCCAAUUGGGGCUUCAAAUCGGGUGUGUGGGGGAAGAAUUAG
Capronia coronata CBS 617.96 is the source of this 1542-nucleotide messenger RNA. RefSeq lists its product as uncharacterized. Lineage: Eukaryota; Fungi; Ascomycota; Eurotiomycetes; Chaetothyriales; Herpotrichiellaceae. Bases 1 to 1542 code for a protein of 513 amino acids. The transcript has a single exon. The record is from RefSeq and is a predicted model, not a curated record. Gene Ontology annotation, molecular function: acyltransferase activity, transferring groups other than amino-acyl groups. Gene Ontology annotation, cellular component: membrane. Gene Ontology annotation, biological process: polysaccharide biosynthetic process.